Messenger RNA from Monodelphis domestica (gray short-tailed opossum), 459 nucleotides. The record is from RefSeq and is a predicted model, not a curated record. NCBI's taxonomy places the organism in Eukaryota, Metazoa, Chordata, Mammalia, Didelphimorphia, Didelphidae.
UUCUGAGAGAUGAUGGAGCCCAAAUCUCUGGUUCAUUCCCCACAGCAGGAUGAAGACAGCUCAGUUUUACAUCUUCUUCGUUUGUUGGAAAGCAAUUUGGUGCAAUGGCUGCGUACUGACCAACAUCACCAUUUCAGUGGAGAGAGAGGAGUGUGAAUUCUGUAUCAGCAUCAACACUACUUGGUGCUCUGGUUACUGCCACACACGGGAUCUCGUCUAUAAGGAACCCAUCAGACCCAAUAUUCAGAAAGCGUGCACCUUCAGAGAGUUUGUCUACGAGACCAUGAGCCUGCCGGGCUGUGCCAAUCAGGCUGACUCCUUGUAUUCUUACCCAGUGGCCACCGCGUGCCACUGUGGGUCAUGUGAUACCGACAGCACCGACUGCACCGUGCGAGGACUAGGACCCAGCUACUGCUCUUUUAAUGAAAGGAAAGAAUAAAGUCUCGUCCCUCUUCCGGG